AUGGCAGCAGUCAGGGAGCCAGGGGAGGACAAGGAGGUCCUGUCUCUCACUGAAAUACUCUGGCCAUGUGUGCUUUUCUUGAUUCUGGCUGCAAUCCGCUUUCAGGAGCCCCCAAAAUACAAGGAAAACUGUUACUUAGAAGCUCGGGAUUUACCAAGUCGGGGCCUUUACCCUUUCAUGCGGACCCUUUUCUGUAACGUUGGUUCAAGAUGCAAGAAUACAAGUUACACAACACAGAAAAGCAACCGCUUACGUAUUUCAGGCAUCCAAAGUGGUCCAGAGAGCUUCACAGGACCUGAUCUAGACUUCAUGAAAGAGAUAGAAGAACUUUCAAGGGGAUUUAUUGAGACCACAGAGAAAACCAUGGCUUUGGAAAAGCUAUGGGAGGAAAACGCAAAGUUCUCAGGGCUUCAUAACAUCACUGCUUUUCUUACUAUGGAUUUGAAUGAAGUGGAGGAAAUUAUUUCUAGAGCAGAAAACCUGUACGAGCAACCAUAUUUAUGGAACAUCCUGCAUUCACUCCCUCAUCUUGAAUUGAACAGCUUUUAUACAGAAGAUGGGUUAGCUGCCAUAGCACAGUUUCUGAAAGUUAUUCAAAAUACCUUAGAGUCACUCAAGGAUUUAGCUAUGAUGCCUUUGGGCAAAAGUUUUUAUGAUGUGGUGAAAACAGCACUGAAUUUAACUGCUGCAUCACUACAAGACAAGAGUUUAGAAGGCUUUCAGUAUAAUCUUUCUCUUGGGGAUGUUUUGUGGAAUCCAAAUGCUGUGAGAGCAGAACUUGAAUCCCAGUUUGGUUUUGAUGGUCUUCGUGUUGAGAAACUGCUAAGUUACACAGCACAAUUAACAAAGAUUCCCACAGGAGAGACACUGGAGCAGUUUGUGUGCUCUGCUCUGUCCAGUGUGCCAGGAGAUGAAGGAAACAAAGAGAAUGAUGAAGGGGGAUGUAAUUCUGCAUGGCAUGAGGUCAAAAUGUAUCUUGUUCAUACUGUCAGCAAGCUGAGACUUUAUGCACAGGUAUUAGAGCAAUGGUUCAGCAGCAGCAGGCUCUCUCAGAAACUCCUUUUGGAACUUGAAGGAAACAUAGCUGAUUUAAUGUCUCAGUUCCUAGAUGACAGGGAAGCUGGGAAACUUUUUUCAGAGAUAAAUACUCUGAUUCAGCAACGGAAUGAGAAAUCAGAUGCCUACUUUUCAGGAGGAUAUACUGCAUCUCAUGAUCUAAUCCUUCACCUGGAGACAAUGCAGUCUGUACUUCAGGGUGUACCUCAGUGGCCUGUUACAAAGAGAUUGCUUCUGGUAGAUGGAGCUGUAAGGAACGUGAUAGCACAGUAUUUAUACUUCACUGAAGAAGCUUUGUAUAGCCUGGGAAAGCUUAUUCCCUUCGCCCAAAGAGAUGGAUUAAUUCAUCUAGACAUCAGAAAGCUUUUUGUGGAGAUAAAACAGAUGUUGAUGAGCAGUGCUUCCUAUAUAUGCAAUGAUGUGCUUAAAAUGUUUGAGAAGACCCUGAGACUUCCACAGGGCUCAGAUGACAUUGACAUUUUAGCAAUAUAUGUGUGCCCUGGCAAUGGUUCAGAGGUGAUGUUCAAGCUAAGUAACCAGGUCCAGUCACUAAAUGAAUCUAUCCUGCUUCUGCAGAAAGUAACUCAGGGACGACAGAGCCUGCCAGAUUCAAUAAUGGAGGAUUAUUUGGGAUGGCAAGAAAUAGAAGAACGGCUAACAAAAAAUUAUGCUUAUUAUUGUGAAAUUAAUCAAUCGCUGAGCACAGAGGCACCAUCUGAGGAGGAUAUCCAUUUCAGCUCUUGUCAGGAACAGCUUCUCUUCUCACUAAUUAAUAAUACACUUGAAGAAGUUUUCUUUGCUUUUGAGGGAAACCCAUACUGGAAGGAUUUAACAACUUUUGUUAGUUGGAUGUGCGAAGUAGCUCAAUACAUGAACGAGGAAGCAGGCUCAGGAGGUCAAUCAGAUAGUUCAGAAGCAUCUCUGUGUUCUAGAAAAAAACUUAGUUUUGAGACCAUCCUAGGUCAUUAUUUAGCAUUUCUACAAGACCUACAAGAUUAUUCCUCAGUUGUUUCCUGGGCACGGAUUUUGACAUAUUUCAGAGAGUUUUUGAAGAAUGAUGAAAACUUAUGGAUUUCUGGUGAAAAGGAAAUGGAUCAUAUUUUUCAUCUUCUAAAAGUCAUAGAAGAAAUUAUAAUGCUUGAUUUCUCAGCUUCUUCAAACCAGUCUCUAAUCAAAAAUAUAUUGAAUAACACAAUUAUAUUUGUGAAAAAAUUUGCUGGGGGGAAGGAAUUUGACACCAAUUUCUCAUUUGCAGUUUCUGAACUCCAUAAUGAGCUACAAAAAAAUUUCCAGCCUCGUCAGAGAUUAAGGAUGAAAGAAGAGACAGACGUUUUCUGGCAUAUAGUAAAAAUUGUAUUCUAUGAACUUAAUUCUAGGCUCUCUCAUUUGAGUCAAGUGGAAGAGGACAAGGUACUGCAGACCUUAUAUAGAAUUUUAUCUUCUGUUACAGAAAAUAAAAUCCUUAAUAGAAGUAUGCUAUUGCUCCAAAAUAUCCUGGCUGAUUUGCCAGAGUUAAAUAAUGAUUUGAUCCAUCUAAAACACUUAAGUGAAAACUUCCUCAGGAACCUCCAUGGGGUUGGACCCGUGACUGAUGAUCAUGUCAAUGUGUCUUUCAGCACAACUCAUGGAGUCAGUAAUGCCUCUUCUUUAUUACUCUCAAAUGAAACUUUAUUCUAUAAAGUGCAAGAAUUAGGGGAAAUUGUGCACAAUUUCUUCAAAAACAUCCAAAAAUUAAACAGUACUACUGUGGCCUCUCUUGUUCCGUUACUUUUCUCUCUGUAUCAGAAUGAUGAUCUGCUCUUAAAUAUUGCGAGCAAUAGCACUCUGUUAACGUUUCUUUAUGAGGCUUCAAAAGAGAUUUCAUCUUUUCAAGUAUGGCAUAAUUUCCAAGAUAAGGAGCAAGUUUUUGGUUUUCUGUCUGAAACUUUUGAUCUUCUCUGGAACUUCACCACUAAGUCUCUCUGUGAAAAAUUACCAAUCAUUUACAACUACACAGAAUUUCAGGCCCAGUCUCUUGCACAUAAAGGAACAAAAGAGAUGCAAGUUGUUUAUAACACUCUGACCAGCCUUAGAACUUUGUUUAUAGAUGAAGAGCUCCAAACAGAGGCCUUUUGCUAUUUGGAACAGUUUCUUGGUAUCUCCUCAGAAUGCCUGGUUAAUAAUGGGUGCAUUGAUUUUUAUCUGUCAAACAUUAGUUCUGUAGAUGAUUCAUCAGAAGUUUACAACUUAUUUCUGCUUCCAUUGGACAGUGUUCUGUCUAAUAUAACAGACUUGGGAGAUAAGGUAAGUGUGCCUUAUGCUUUGCACUGCACUUUUACAUGGCUUCAAACCUGGGCAGAGAUUUUUGAAGAAGCAUCCAAAAUCUUAAAUUUGAAUUCAACCUUUUUUGUCUGUCUAAGAAGUGAUUUGGCAAAUCUCUCUGAAAGUCUUUUGAAUGCAACUCAUAUCCAACUCUGCAAUAAUACAGCUAUGGGUAUUGCUGAAGCUACAAGAGCAGCAAUGAAUUUAUUAAAAAUAAUAUUUGAAGGAGGUGAUGAUUUAAAUGACUGGAAAGAUUUUGAAGAUUUCCUUGCUAAUCUUCAAAGUGUAUUUAACAAUGGAGUUGAUGUCACAAGCUCACUUAAAGGUAAAAAUUUAGAAAGUGUGUUAGAAAUUAUGGAAGUCAUGAUAACUGAAUUACAAAAAUCUAUGCUGAAGGUUGCCAAUAAAGAGUUUUUGAAUUCUUGGCUUGAUACUUUAAUCUCAGGAGGAUCCAAGGGAGAAGAUAGGGGUACUAGUGAAUUUUCCAUUGGAAAUUCCCUUUCUACUAUUCUUAAGCUCUCCCAAAAGGAACUUGGAUUUAUUAUCACUGAGAUAAAAGAUGUAACUGCUUUUUUAAAAAGUGUACCUGAAGGCAAAUACAUGGUUUGUAUCAGCAUUUUCCAGAAUAUUACCCAACUUAUUUUGGACAAUACUCUGAAAGACAUAAGCCAUUCACAAACAAAUAUUUCAUCUCAUCUUAAUUACUUUCUAAACUUUCAUAGUGCACUGGAUGAAGCAGAGGCUUGUAACAGAUGGAUAGGUAGAUUAAGUAAUCUCAGUGAAAAAUACAAGUCACCUUCCCAUCUUGAAAGUGCAAAGCAUAUUUUAUUUCUGCUGAAAUCUCUGGGAAACAUGGAGACAGAUGCUAAACUAAUGAGCGUGGUGGACUUCGUUAAUUUGAUUUUUAAUUUGAUACUUCCUGAAUGUUCCCCAAUUGGUUAUGAUGUGAUUUGUGCAAAUGUUUAUUUCAAUAUUAUAGCAAAAACUUUAAAAUCUAUUCUACCUGAAUUUUAUGUAAAAGAUAACAUUAGUGUGCUUGAAUUUAUUUUUACAUUUUUAAAUAACUCUGGAAGGCAAAUACAAAUUCUUGUCAAUGAUUUACUGGAGCACUUGCAGUAUACACCAAAUAAGACCCAUUUUAGUCAGUCACACCAUCGAUUUAACAGCACGUCCAGGAUGUUUCUUAAUCCUUUUCACCAUGAUCGUCUUUCAUCAUUAGAACUUUUGACAGAAAUUCAAACUCUUCUGAAAAAUAAAACUUUUGAAAUCCAAGAAAACAUCUCCUCUCAUUUGGAUACUGAGAUCAAACCUUUCAUGAAUGGGGAAAAUACCAGUUUGUUGAUGGAGUUCUUUCGAGAUGUGAUUAGUAAACUUGACUCAAACUUGCCAGAUGAACAAAAAAAAAUUCUCCAGAAACUGAUAGAAACAGCAGCUCUGAAUUUUGAACUGGUAAGGAAAGCACUUGAAAUUUUCAAGUCUUCUAAUAUUACUGCAUUUCUGUUUAGAGACGAUAAAGAGUUUCUAAAUCAUAUGGUAGCCCUGGUACAAAAUAUGAGGAACAUGGAUGUUGAGUUCUUGAUAAGCCAGUUCAAACAAGUCCAGAGGAGCCUAGAUAACUUCUUUACAAAUAUCAAACCUUUGUAUACUGAAAACUCUGAGUUACGAAUGUUAGCAGACUGGUGGGAUGCAUUUGAGAACAAUUUGUGCAGUUGGAACCUGACUGGCUUAUGGCUAAUAACACGACUUUUUGAACAAGAUGAACUCUAUGAUGUAGAAGAGAUGGUCCAUCUCCUCUUUGAUGUGAUCAGCCUUACAGAAAGAUUAGCUCGUGAAAACAUCACAGAAGCACUAACUGAAGUGUAUGCUUUUGCACUGACUCAGGAAGAAAAAAUGCCAGUGUUUACUGAAGAGGAGUUUUCCAAUCAAGUAGAAAGUCUUCUAAUGUUACUGGAGACACUGUCAGAUAUGUCUAAUGAAUCUGCAGAGGUCUCAAUUUGUUUUUCUGAAGCAUUCUGCUGGACUCUCACAACAGCAACACCGCAAAGUGAUCCCGCUUUUAAACCCUGUGACUUUGUGCAUAGCAAUUCUACUCUUAGUUACAGUGCGGUCAUCAAGUUCAUUAAGGAGCUCAAGCUUAUCACUCUGGAGGACAGUUCCUCAUGCACUAUGGAAGACUUUCAGAUGGAUAUCACUCAUAAUCUGACUUGCUUUUUUAAUCAGAUCAAAGAAUGGAACUCUAUUCUUUUGAAGUUUUCUGAGCUCCAUCAUGUGAAUGGCUCAGUUCUCAAAGAGCUGCUAGAUUUUUGGAAUGAGCUCUCUCUCUAUGCUGUGCCACUGCAGGAGAAUAAUACAUACUCAAUCAACUGCUCUUCCACACCGAAGAGUCAAGUGGCUUUGCAAAUCUUGGAAACACUGGGCAGUAUGCCAGUGGCAGAAAUGGAGAUGGCCAAAGGUGUUCUUGAACAGCUGGUGGGUCUUUAUGGUGGUCUAAAUUUGAGCAGACAUUCAAGAACAUCACUUACAAAGACUGUUCUUACUAAUAUUAAGAAUAUGACCAGUGAAGUUUCUGAACUCCUGGAUACAGUAGCUGUCCAUUCUUUUCUUUCUGCAAUUCAGCCUUUAAUGACACUGUCUUCUGUUGGAAACCAGACUUACCCAAUACUUAUGAUACUAUCAGCUUUAAAUGGAAACAGUAAUAUAUCAGAUAACUUUAAGAACUGGUUUCCUGUAGUUACAAGCAUAGAAGAUUUAUUGGUGAAUUUUAAUGUUAGACACUUACUUGCAGUGAUAGAUCAAGAGUUUAAAUUACUAAGGUUAGCCACUGGGCAGUCCUCUUCAAUGGCUCUUGAUGUUUUAAUACAGCAGUUUAAUACUUCAUCUGUAGAUGGUAUGUUAAGAAGUUUUGAAGACAUACUAGAGAUUGUGAACAGCUCUCUAUGUGAGUGUAACAACAAAAAUUAUUCUAAAAUAAUGCAUGCUCUAAUUCUCCUUAUGGCUAAUGAAAAUUCGUCAAGUGAUUUACUGCUCGUUGUCAAAGAUGUCAUUGAAUUUCUGGAACUAUUCCAAAAAAAGUCUAAGGAAGAUUAUUCUGGCAUAUUUUUUGGUGAUGGUCAUCUCAGCAGAGAAAAAAUGAAUAAUACUGAUACUGCUAGUUCAGUUUUGAUAAACAGUCUCCUUCAUAUAAUUGCUGAUCUUUCUGCUAUAGAAGAAGCUCUGCAUACAGACAAUAUUGGGCUUCAGAUAGUUGACUUCAUUGAUGCAUUUUUUGAUAACUCACAAUAUAGAGAAGUUUCUACUCAGUCGCAAAACAGAACUCUGGAGAUCAUGCAAAAGACCUUGCAAAUGGUAUUUCAGUCUACCACAGAACACGACAGGAACAAAAUAACCUUCUUAUUAAAGGAUUUGCCUAAGGAUAUAAUGGCGGAAAUGAGAGCAUCUAAAGUCUGCAAGAUUCUUCAGAAACAUUUACAUCCUGCUGAUGUUCUACUGUUGCAGAAGUUGCAGUUUACCAUUUUGAAUGUUCUUAAAAUCUUUUCAGAAGAACCAGUUGUCACUGGCAACCUUUUCUGUGUUGUUACAAAGUGUAAAGAUGGAUUAACAAGUCACUUACUCCUCUCUGUCAUUGAAGGAAUUACUCUGGUUCAAGAUCAUUAUCAGGAUAUUGAAAGAAUGUGGCCUGCUUUCAACAAGGCAGAUUGUGAAACUAUGGCAUAUAUAAACCAAAAACUUUCCAAAACUUUGGAGAACUUCCUGAGCUCUUUGCAGAAUACCAGCAAGGGCAGCUGUGAAUGUCCGCUCAUCUUGGGGGACAUACAGAGACAACUGCAAAUGGUGGCUGAAAAUUUGGAGCUACGGUUGUCAGAAAAUCCAGCAACAGCUUUUCUCAGUGAUUUUAAUCUUUUGAAUGAUGUGAAAGUCAAAGAGUGUGUGCAAAAUCUUACUCAAUUGAGAUUGGACAUUGGUUCUUCUGUUAAUAUUUCUGAAGAAACUAUCAGUACCAUCUUGGAAGCCAGUAUCUCUCAUUCAAAGCUUUUUUACAGUGCCUUUGCGGUAGCUUUAACUGGAAAAUGUGAUGAAGAAGUACUUAGCCUGCUGCUAAAGCUACCUGAGAACAGUAGAACUUCUAUGGUGGCGGAAGAAUUAUGUUCUUUACCAGCACUGGACUUAUAUACCAUGUUUGUACUGAUUAUACAGAACUUGAACUUGCGUCAGAUCAUUUACAAGGUUAAGAUACCAUCUGAGAUAGGCAAUAUACUAAACAUACUACUGGAUGUGGUUUCUAGUAUCAGCUCUCUUCUCAAUAAAGUCAAUCAUGUCAUGGAAAACCUUCCAGUGUUCCUCCAAGGAAUUCAAAAUAUUGAUGUGCUUGACAUCUCUGCGUUGCAGCAGUUCUUACAAGGUGGGCAGUUCAGAAGUUCAGCUGUUGGAUCUCUGGAGUCUGUUAUCAAGGCAGUGUGUAAAGAAGAAUCUUCAUUUUUCAGCAAUACAAACCUAUUCAUUGACAUGCCCAGAAUCACAGGAAACUUGGAGGACAAUAUGGCAAAAUAUGGCAUUCCCGAAGACUCAACUCCUUUUUGCUUGAAGCUUUACCAGGAGAUUUUGCAGUCUUCUAAUGGGGCUUUGCUAUGGACUUUCCUUAAACCUUUACUACAUGGGAAAAUACUGUACAAUUCCAACAUCAGCGUGAUUGACCUGGUGAUGGAGAAGGCUAAUUUCACUUUUAGAUUUGUGGAAAACUUGAAGACUUAUUCUGAGACAUGGCUUAGGAUGUCCGAGGUUUUUAAAACCAGUGGAAAUGUCCUCAGGGUCUCAAGACUACAGGAAGCACUGCAAAGCAAUUUCAUAAAGCACUUUAUAGAAAGUAAUUUGGAUAUUGACAUGGAAAAACUCUUUAAAGAAAUACAAGUAUAUGAAACGAUGAUGAACGAGAUGUUUAACAGCUCAGCAAGUAAACAAAUUGACCUGUUGUCACAGCUUGUGGUAAAUAUAUCUUCCUGUGUGUUACUCGACCGUUUCCAGCCUUUUGACUCUGUUGAGAAACUGGAGGAGAAGGCUCAUGAACUCAUGCGGCAAAAUAAUUUUUUGGCUAGUAUCAUCUUCGAUACACCAAAGAACAAGACACAAGAUUCUAGCAACCUCCUUCCACAACACAUUUCAUAUACAAUUAGAACCAGUGUUCUCUAUAGCAUGAGAACAGAUUUGAUUAAAAACCCAGCGUGGAAAUCGCAUCCUCAGAAGUUGCCAGCUGACGGGUUUAAAUACAACCACAUCUUUAUUCCUCUUCAAGAAAUGAUUGAAAGGGCAAUUAUUUCAGCACAAACGGGGACAGAAAGCUCAGAGCCAGCCGUUCAGGUGCAAGCCAUGCCUUACCCUUGUCAUACCAGUGAUUUAUUCCUGAACAAUAUAGGUUUUUUUUUUCCACUUAUUAUGAUGUUAACAUGGAUGGUUUCAGUUGCUGGCAUGGUUCGCAAGUUGGUUUAUGAAAGAGAAAUUCAUCUUGAAGAGUAUAUGAAGACAAUGGGUGUUCAUCCAGCCAUUCAUUUCUUUGCUUGGUUUCUGGAGAAUGUCAUUGUGCUCACAAUAAGCAGCUGUGCUCCGGCCAUCAUUUUAAAAGCAAGUGGUAUCUUUGCUCAUAGCAAUGGAUUCCUCAUCUUCCUUUUUAUCCUGGAUUUUGGAGUUACAGUUAUUAUGUUAAGCUAUUUUUUGGGAGCAUUUUUUAGCAGUGCCGAUACAGCAGCUCUGUGUGCCAGCCUUGUGUAUAUGAUCAGUUUUUUACCCUAUAUAGUUUUGUUGGUCUUGCAGAACCAGUUGAGUUUCACCAACCAGAUUAUAAUGUGUCUUCUGUCUACAACUGCAUUUGGGCAAGGAGUAUUUUUCAUUACGUUCUUUGAGGGCCAAGAAAUAGGAAUUCAGUGGAAUAAUGUGCACCAGUCAAUGGCACAAGGAGGAUACAUGACCUUUGGAUGGAUGUGCUGGAUGAUGUUUUUUGACUCCAUUUUAUAUUCUAUAGGUGGUUGGUAUUUCAGCAACAUUAUUCCUGGAAAAUCUGGAUUAAAGAACCAAUGGUACUUCCCUUUUACCAUUUCCUACUGGAAAAACCUAUGUGGUGCAGAGAGGAGGAAGAGACAUUAUCUGAAUUCUAAUAUGUUUUUCUUCAAUGAAAGCUUCCAAGAAAGAGAACCAGCACCUCCAAGCUGGAAAGGCCCUCGCAUGGAAGGAGCCACUAUUGGUGUUGUGUUGCUGUCUCUGACAAAAGAGCACGUGGACAGCCAGAAAGCUGCUGUUAAAGGUCUCAGCCUCACUUUCCACAGAGGUCAGAUAACAGCACUCUUGGGACCUAAUGGAGCUGGCAAGACAACAGUUAUAUCACUGUUGACUGGCCUAUAUCCACCAAGCUCUGGUACCAUUAUUAUUAAUGGAAAGGACAUACGUACUGAUCUGGCUGCCAUCAGGACAGAGCUGGGUGUUUGCCCACAAUAUGAUGUCUUGUUCAACAUACUAACAGUACGAGAACAUCUACUGCUUUAUGGAUCUGUGAAGGCACCUGGCUGGACGAAGGAACAGUUGAAUCAGCAAGUCAGUGGAGCUCUGGAAGAUGUGGAUUUAUCCCAACAUCAGUACAAACCUGUUGGAGCCCUUUCUGGGGGAAUGAAAAGGAGACUGUCAAUUGCCAUCUCCUUUAUUGGAAACUCGAAGACAGUUAUUCUAGAUGAGCCUACCAGUGGAGUAGAUCCAUGUUCUCGACGUAGCAUCUGGAAUGUUCUUCUGAAGUACAAAUCUGGUUGCACACUGAUCUUUACCACUCACCAUCUUGAUGAGGCAGAGGUGCUCAGUGACCGCAUUGCCAUCCUGCAGCAUGGCCAGCUGAGGUGCUGUGGUUCUCCCUCUUAUCUGAGAGAAACAUACGGCCAGGGACACAGUCUAACGCUCAUAAAGAAGCCCUCUCUGUUUGAAAUCCAGGAUCCUAAGCAUAUUGUUCGCGUCACAUCUUUGGUACAGACCCACAUCCCAGAAGCCUUCUUGAAAGAGAAUAGUGGGACUGAGCUGACCUAUGUAAUUCCAGAAAUGGCAGAUAAGACCUCCUUUAAAGCUCUGUUUCAGGCUUUAGAUCAAAGCCUUCAUCAUCUACAUGUGACUGGCUAUGGCAUUUCUGACACCACCUUGGAAGAGGUAUUUCUGAAGCUACUGCAGGACUCAGAGAAGAUGCCCUAUGUUCCACGGACAGCACACCUAGGCCAUACAAAUAGUGCUGAAUCAGCCUGUAUCUCACUUAUGGGAGCCUCAAGUGUACGUGGAGCCCAUCUUGUUCUCACACAGAUUGUUGCCCUUCUGAUGAAGAGGUUUCGCCAUGCUGGGCGAGACUGGAGAGGAAGCCUUUCAAAUGUGCUGCUGCCUGUCCUCUUUGUUGCCCUGGCAAUGGCCUUGUUUAGUGUGAAACCACUGGCUAUUGAUUAUCCUUCUCUCAAGCUGACACCGAGACUUUAUGACAAUGCAGAAUCCUUCUUUAGCACUGAAGAUGAUAACCUAGGAAACCUUUCUCAGAUUCUACUGAGAUAUUUCUCUGAUUGGGAUCGCACAUGCAUGCAUUCAAAACAAGGGAAAAAUAAUUCAUGUUGGCAGAUGGAACCUACAUCACCCGAGGAUUUAUGUGGAUGUGUGGCUGAACAAGAGAUGUGUCCAAGUUUUAAUAUGUCUGCUCCCUAUAUGAAGAAUAAGAAAGGACAUAUUUUGUAUAAUCUUUCAGGGUUCCUUGUGGAAGAAUAUUUAGUGAGGCCUUCCAACAAAGCAAGAUAUGGUGGUUGGUCUUUUGGAGGAAGGAAAACAUUUGAGCUUCAAGAUAAAAAAUUGAAUAACACCAAACCUAAGCCUCUGGCUAAGGUGUGGUACAACCAAAAAGGUUUCCAUUCGCUGCCAUCUUACUUGAAUGAACUCAAUAACUUAAUUCUGUGGAUGAAUUUGCCUCCUAAUGUGGACUGGAGACAGUAUGGGAUCACACUCUACAGCCAACCAUAUGGUGGAGCUUUGCUGGAUGAGGACAAAAUAAUGGAGAAUGUUCGUCAGUGUGGGGUAGCACUGUGUAUCAUGCUGGGUUUCUCUGUCCUUACUGCGUCCAUCGGAAGUGCCACAGUGAAAGACAGAGUAUCUGGCAUGAAACGCUUGCAGCACAUCACAGGCCUGGGCUACAAAACUUAUUGGCUUGCUAACUUCUGCUGUGAUAUGCUGUUUUACUUGGUUCCAGUCACCCUGUGUGUUGGUGUUAUUAGUGCCUUCCAGCUAUCAGCCUUCACUUUCCGAAAGAACCUGGCAGCCAUUGGCCUCCUGCUGAUCCUUUUUGGGUAUGCAACUUUACCGUGGAUGUAUCUUGUAUCCAGAUUAUUUUCAAGUUCAGAUGUAGCUUUUAUUUGCUACAUCUCCUUAAAUUUUGUGUUUGGCCUGUGUACCAUGCUGGUGACUCUCUUACCUCGUUUGUUAGCUAUAAUUUCCAAAGUGCAGACUUUUCAGAACAUCUACAAUAUCCUCAAAUGGACAUUCAUUGUAUUCCCACAAUUCUGCUUAGGCCAGGGUUUAAUAGAGCUUUCAUACAAUCAGAUCAAGUUUGACCUGACCAGCAGCUUUGGAAUAGAUUCAUACGUGAGCCCCUUUGAGAUGAACUUCCUGGGCUGGAUUUUUGUGGAAAUGGCCCUGCAGGGAACACUACUUCUUCUUUUACGGCUUUUUCUUCAUUGGGAUCUCCUCCAGAAACCAAGGGGGCAGUGUUCACUUAACAGCAUGAUCAGCUCUUCAGAAGAUGUUGAUGUAGAAAUGGAGAGACAACGACUCUUUGGUGGAAGAACUGGUAAUGAUAUCCUUCUUCUGUACAACCUCAGGAAGUGUUAUGGAGGUUUCAGUAAGAAGAAUAUCGCUGUGGAAAGUGUAAGCUUGGGAAUACCAAGGGGAGAGUGUUUUGGACUCCUGGGAACAAAUGGAGCUGGGAAAAGCACAACAUUUAAGAUGCUGACUGGAGAUAUCAUCCCAUCCUCAGGACGUGCUGUUAUCAGGACUCCUACAGGGUCGGAAAUGGAUAUACUGUCUGCCAGUUCUGAAGGCAUUCUCAUUGGCUAUUGUCCACAGCAAGAUGCCCUGGAUGAACUUUUAACGGGUUGGGAGCAUCUUUAUUAUUACUGCACACUGCGUGGAAUUCCAAAACAGGAUAUCCGUAAGGUUGCGGAGGACCUUGUUACCCGGUUACACCUCAAUGCCCAUGCUGACCAACUGGUGAGAACAUACAGUGCUGGCACAAAGAGGAAGCUCUCUACUGCUGUGGCUUUAGUUGGUAAGCCACAAAUACUUUUACUGGACGAACCCAGCUCUGGAAUGGAUCCCUGCUCUAAACGCUACCUUUGGAAAACCAUCCUGAAGGAAGUUCAGGAUGGCUGUGCGGCCGUGCUGACAUCCCACAGUAUGGAAGAAUGUGAAGCCCUCUGCACACGCCUUGCUAUUAUGGUCAAUGGAAGUUUCAAGUGUCUUGGUUCUCCCCAGCACAUUAAAAACAGGUUUGGAGAUGGCUAUUCUGUCAAGGUUUGGCUUAGUAAAGAAAUAAGCUAUCAAAGAAUGAUUUUGGACCAUCUACAACUGCAUUUUCCUGGAACACAGUUUAAGGGACAGCAUCUCAACUUGCUUGAGUACCAUAUACCACGAAGUCAGGGAUGCUUAGCAGAGCUCUUCAGAGUCCUAGAGAACCACAAAGCCAUUCUCCAAAUCAAACACUACUCCAUUAGCCAGACCACGUUAGAGGAGGUAUUCAUUAACUUCGCUACACAACAGCAAGGAGUUCUGCAUUCUUCACAAGAAUCUCCUGUUCUUCAUCAUGACCACCUGCCAGUCUAGGCUCAAAAGAGGAUACAGCUUCAGCAGCAUAUGUGUGUGUGUGUGUGUCUCUGUUUGUGUCUGUAUACGUGCAUUUUACAUGUAAUAACUUUCCAGCUGUCAACAAUUUGUGUAUGAGAAACACACAGUAGAAGCAGAAGUGAGUUUGCAUUUGUAGGCCAGAAGGAAUGCUACCAGUUCUCAGUAAAACAAGAAACUGCUACAUGCAGACCAAAAAUCUGCCAAAAAUUGACUGGAAUUCUAUAAUACAAAUGGCCUAAUUAAUGCAGGUUUGUAGGGGAAAAAAAAAUCUGAUCUGAAAUGUCACAGUGUAUAGUAGAUUUUUUUUUUGCAGUAAUAGAUCUAUAUUCAUUUGACUACAGUAAUCUCUUGCAUGCACACUUAACAUCUAAUUUUCACAUGACAAGGCAAGAAAAACCCAUUAAAUUGUAGCAAUAGCUAGGCUAUCACCCAGUAUUUGUAUUUAAUAGCUCAAAUUGAGAGCCUUUUGACUCAUGUAUUAAUUUAGUUCUGUGUUGUGACAAGCUAAAUUAGCCUUUUUAUUGUAUAGAGGAUGCACUGUAUUCCAUAAGAUUUUAUGUUAAAGAGAUUAUUAGUGUACUAGUCUGCCUCCCAGUUAUCUUAAGUAAAUUUAACAAGGUUUCAUAAAUCAUACUUGACAAUUUUUCCCUUAUGCCUGCAGGUUGCUGCUGUAGGAAUUCUCAAGUAUCUUUUUAAUGAUCUAUUUCCUUUUUCUCAUAUUUUUUUUUCCCAAAAGAGUGUCAAAAUUCUGUUUAAUAAGCAUGUUAGAAGAAAAUCAGAUAAGCAUUCAGACAUUGAUCAAUAAACUGUUCAAUAAAUGUAUAUUAUGAUGCUAGAUACUUCAGACAAGGUCAUGUUACAGCCUUCAGCCUAUACAUACAUAAACACAGCAACUAUUUAAUGAAUAAAAUCUCCUUUUGUAUUGUAGUGGGAGAGAAAAAUAUGAAAGAACUUUGCAGUAAACUGCUGCCUCUUCAAAUAUAAGUCUUUGGGGCUCCCAUGAAAAGUAGCUUAUGCCACUUUUAUUGGACUGUGUUAUCUGAUAGUUGAAAUUGUACAACUGGUGACUUAGAAGUGAAUGGCUGGAAUAUCAUUCUGGGCUGGAGUGGGUGUGGCAGUAAACUUUGAGAUGGAAUAAUUUUAUUUUAAAUGAAAAAUUAUGCAGUGCUACUGCUUUAAAUCUCUACUGUAUGAUGAUGACAUAUUAAAGAAUAUACUUCCGUGGUUUAGGCUUUGCAAGC
Columba livia (rock pigeon) is the source of this 14486-nucleotide messenger RNA. It is a transcript of the gene ABCA13, whose product is annotated as ATP binding cassette subfamily A member 13. The record is from RefSeq and is a predicted model, not a curated record. Gene Ontology annotation, cellular component: membrane; intracellular membrane-bounded organelle. Bases 1 to 13224 code for a protein of 4407 amino acids. The transcript has 61 exons. Gene Ontology annotation, molecular function: ABC-type transporter activity; ATP hydrolysis activity; lipid carrier activity. NCBI's taxonomy places the organism in Eukaryota, Metazoa, Chordata, Aves, Columbiformes, Columbidae. Gene Ontology annotation, biological process: transmembrane transport; lipid transport.